Molecule: messenger RNA, 220 nt
Organism: Racocetra fulgida
Lineage: Eukaryota; Fungi; Glomeromycota; Glomeromycetes; Diversisporales; Gigasporaceae
Source: the annotation of a GenBank genome assembly
CGAAAAAUUUUACUUGAUUGAACCAGGUUGCUAUGAUUCUUGGGGAAGAACUCUAGAUGUUUUAGUAACAUUCCGGAUCGAAGAUGAAAGUUGGACACGUCGAUAUUCUCCAUUUCCAGAUGGAACUAACGCGUAUUAUAAAGUUUGCGGAUUUAGCGAUGUUUUAUACAAACAAGGCAGCCCGAAAGGAACGAAAAAGUCGUUAGAAGUUGUUGAGUGA